AUGGCCGGUGGCCGACGGCGUGUGCCCGUGCGCUGCUCCAUGGACGGCCCUGACGAGCGCAGGGCCCUCUUCGGUCGCAUUGUCCCCGUGUACGACCAUGUCAGUGCCUAUAAUGUAUUGUAUAGAACUAUAGAUCCUAAUGUAUUGUAUAGAACUAUAGAUCCUAAUAAUGCCGAGUUUGUAUGUGUUGAUGGCAUGCAUGCGUUGCAGGUGCUGGACGUGUUCACCUUGGGGCAGCACCGUACGUGGAAGCGCAUGUGCGUGUCCUGGUCCACGGCCAAGGGAGGGGACCGCGUUCUUGAUCUCUGCUGCGGCACCGGCGACCUGGCGCUGCUUGCGUCGUCGGCCAAGGUCGGCCUGGACGGAGAGGUGGUGGCCGUGGACUUCUCUAGGCGGCAGCUGGAGGCCGCCGCCAGCCGCGCGGACCGACACAGGAAGCCUUGCUACAAGAACAUCAAAUGGACGGAGGGUGAUGCACUCGCUCUGCCUUUCGCCGACUGCUAUUUCGACGCUGUCACGGUGGGCUAUGGACUGCGAAAUGUGCUCGACCGAUGCAUUGUCAUGGCAGAGAUUUUCAGGGUCUUAAAACCAGGAUCAAGGGCAUCCAUUCUAGAUUUCAGCGAGCGCUCAUUACUUAUCAUCGAGAAUUGGGUAAUCGAUAGUCUUUUGGCUAACUUCGCUGCUGGGUACGGAGUUGCUGAGGAGUACAAGUACCCGAAACGCUCCAUCUCGCAGUAUCCAACAGGAGAAGAGCUGGAGGAGUUGGCCAUACAAACAGGGUUUGCUUCGGCCAAGCAGUAUGACCUUGCUGGAGGGCUCAUGGGGAAUCUAGUCGCAAUUCCUUCCUCACACUGUAGCAAUAUGUCAGGGUAUGAGACUGGCCGGUACUGA
This is a messenger RNA of Miscanthus lutarioriparius, 891 nucleotides long. The record is from the annotation of a GenBank genome assembly. Lineage: Eukaryota; Viridiplantae; Streptophyta; Magnoliopsida; Poales; Poaceae.